This is a messenger RNA of Solanum stenotomum, 1323 nucleotides long. RefSeq lists its product as uncharacterized. The transcript has a single exon. NCBI's taxonomy places the organism in Eukaryota, Viridiplantae, Streptophyta, Magnoliopsida, Solanales, Solanaceae. The record is from RefSeq and is a predicted model, not a curated record. Bases 1 to 1323 code for a protein of 440 amino acids.
AUGAAUCAAACUUAUAAAAAGUGGAUUCAUCAUGGUGAGCUAGAUCUAUCUUCAGAUGAUGAAACAACUAUUAGUGAAGAUUCAAAUUUAGAAAAAGAUGAUGCUGAAGUUUUUGAAAUGUUGCAUGAUAUAUAUCAUGGUGUUCCCAAUAAUAGUUAUGACCUUGAUGAGACAACUGAGUCACCUUACGAAGAGCCUAAUACAGAAGCUAAGAGAUUUUAUAAGUUAAUGAAGGAUGCAGAAAAUCGAUUGUAUCCGGGUUGUGAAAAGUUCUCCAAACUCUCUUUUAUAGUGCGUCUUUUUCAAAUGAAGUGUAUGCAUGGAUGGAGUAAUACUUCAUUUGACUCUUUGUUGAAAUUACUUAGUGAUGCUUUACCUAAAGAAAAUGUGCUCCCAAAUUCUAUUUAUGAAGUUCAAAAGAUAAUAAAAGAUUUGGGUUUAGAUUAUGUGAAGAUAGAUGCAUGCGUUAAUAAUUGUAUCUUAUAUAGAAAGGAAUACGGGGAUCUUGAACAAUGUCCUAAAUGUGGUGAAAAAAGAUGGACAGUGAGAAAAGGAAAAUAUGCCAAUAGUGAGGUUGCUUCAGGUAAUUUGAAUAACAAAAAGAAAGGAAUUUCUAGAAAGAUUCUUAGAUACUUUCCUAUUAUACCUAGAUUACAACGAUUGUUUAUGACAAAAGGAACCGCAAAAGAAAUGAGGUGGCAUAAGGAUGAACGAGUUGAUGAUGGAGUGUUACGACAUCCUGCUGACUCAUUGGAAUGGAAAAGUUUUGAUGAAAAAUAUCUAAAUUUUGCGUCAGAUCCUCGUAGUGUACGACUUGGACUUGCUUCAGAUGGUUUUAAUCCUUUUGGUUCAAUGAGUAAUUCAUACAGCAUGUGGCCAGUUAUCUUGAUUCCAUAUAAUCUCCCCCCAUGGCUAUGCAUGAAACAAUCUAAUCUUUUGUUGUCUUUACUUAUUCCUGGACCAAAAGGUCCUGGUAUGGAUAUUGAUGUGUAUCUCCAACCUUUGAUUGAUGAUUUAAAAAUCUUAUGGGGGGAUGGAAUUGAGACUUAUGAUGCUUUUAUGAAACAAAAUUUUCAAUUACAUGCUUCUUUGUUGUGGACAAUCAAUGAUUUUCCUGCUUGUGGUAUUUUAUCUGGUUGGAGCACUAAAGGUAAAUUAGCAUGUCCAGUUUGUCAUGUGCAUACUUGUUCUGCUUACUUGAAACACGGUCGAAAGCAAUGCUAUAUGGGUCAUCGUAGGUUCUUGGAGAUAAAUCAUCCUUAUCGUCGGAAUAAAAGUUUUUUCGACAACACAAGGAAGAAAGAAUUGCACCAGAUGCUUUGA